AUGUUCAAAUCAAAGACAAGCCAAAAAGAACCAAAACAGCAGCUAGAAGCCAUGGAUGAAACCACCAUUUCUUUGAUCCUUCAGGCUUGUGAGUUAGCCAGAGACCUCGAAUCAAACCUACACAACUUGGCCAACCAGCCCAACUUGCUCUCAAACUCCUUGGAUGAGAUCACAAAGAAAUUUGAUACAGCCAGAGAGAGAGUGUUUGGUCAAGAUCCAAGUACUUCUUCAAGUCUGCACAACAUGCUUACUCUUGCGCACCAGCAGCAGAUUGGUACAAGUCAUGUACAAGAAUGGCUGAGUUCUAGUUAUGCAACCCAACUUGUAGCUGAUCAGAAGGAAGCUAAGAUUGGAGGCUGCAUCGAUGACGACGAUGCAGAGGUUAAGGGCCUUCAGGCAAUGGAUAUAGUAUCAGCUUCUGACACGAACAUUGCUGCAUCAUCCUCACAAAGACCAAGAAGAAGGAAGGAUCAGGGGUUAAUCAGCAAAAUUACAGUUCCAGCACCUCGGAUUGGAAAUACAGAAAUCCCACCAGAGGAUGGCUUCACUUGGAGAAAAUAUGGUCAGAAGGAGAUCAUGGGCUCCAGGUUCCCAAGGAGUUACUAUAGGUGCACCCACCAAAAGCUCUACGAUUGCCCAGCCAAGAAGCAAGUCCAGAGGCUUAACAAUGAUCCCUUAACAUUUGAAGUAAUGUACAGAGGUGAACAUACAUGUCACAUGUCAGCCACUGCACCUUCAAUUCCACCACCAUCAGCGGAACAUCAUAAUGCUACACAAGAGAGUAUGGCCCAAACCCUAGCGACUACCACAACAGCUGACCCUCCUACAGCAUCUCUAUGGCUUUCCAUGGACUUUAACCCAAUUAGAGGAGGCGGCGGCAGCAGCAGUACGAUGCUAGGUGGCAACCGUGGCGGUGGUGAUGGUGUAGGCACAUCCACCACCACGCGCUACGGUAAAGAAGUUGACUUUCCUGUAGUGGAUUUGGCUGAUGCAAUGUUCAAUUCAGGCAGCAGCAGCAGCAAUAGUAUGGAUUUUAUUUUCCAUUCUGCUGAAAAUAAAUGGGAGUCAGAGGACAAGAAAAACUGA
Molecule: messenger RNA, 1086 nt
Organism: Prunus armeniaca (apricot)
Lineage: Eukaryota; Viridiplantae; Streptophyta; Magnoliopsida; Rosales; Rosaceae
Source: the annotation of a GenBank genome assembly